Messenger RNA from Rubroshorea leprosula, 1090 nucleotides. The record is from the annotation of a GenBank genome assembly. NCBI's taxonomy places the organism in Eukaryota, Viridiplantae, Streptophyta, Magnoliopsida, Malvales, Dipterocarpaceae.
AGGGCAGGACAGUAGCAGCAGCAGCAUUAGCAAUGGCAGCCCCAACAAAGCCACUAGUUUCUGAUCUUGUCUCAAGUAUAAGCUCUCUCCCUGCAAAUUAUGUUCGUCCAGAUUGCGAUCGUCCCAAUCUCAGUGAGGUUACUCUUGAUUACUCCAUUCCUCUCAUUGAUCUCCAAGGCCUGCAUGGCCCUGACCAUUCCAAAGUAAUCAAAGAGAUAGCUGAGGCCUGCAAAUACUAUGGCUUCUUUCAGGUUAAGAACCAUGGAGUUCCAAAAGAGGUGAUUGACAAGAUGUUGAGUAUAUCAAGGGAAUUCUUCCACUUACCGGUGAGUGAGAGGAUGAAGAAUUACUCCGAUGAUCCUAUGAAAAUGACGAGACUCUCCACCAGUUUCAAUGUGAAAACUGAGAAAGUAUCCAAUUGGAGGGAUUACUUGAGACUCCAUUGCUUCCCUUUAGAGGAUUACAUUCAUGAAUGGCCAACCAACCCUCCAUCUUUCAGAGAGGAUGUUGGGAAGUACUGCAAGAAUGCUAGAGAGCUGGCUCUGAGGCUACUUGACGCAAUAUCUGAGAGCUUAGGCCUAGAAAGGGAUUACAUGAACUCUGCCCUGGGAAAGCAUGGACAGCACUUGGCUAUCAACUUCUACCCGCCAUGUCCCCAGCCAGAGCUCACCUAUGGUCUGCCUGGUCAUGCCGAUCCAAAUGUUAUCACCAUUCUCCUUCAAGAUGAUGUGCCUGGUUUGCAGGUACUCAAAGAAGGCAAGUGGAUUGCGGUGAACCCCAUUCCUUACACCUUUAUUGUCAACCUUGGCGACCAAAUUCAGGUACUUAGCAAUGAUUGUUACAAGAGUGUGUUGCACAGGGCAGUAGUGAAUUGCAGCAAAGAGAGGAUCUCUAUCCCGACGUUCUAUUGCCCAUCACCGGAUGCAGUGAUAGGACCAGCCCCGCAGCUUAUAGAUGAUGAUCAUCCUCCCCUCUAUAGAAACUAUUCAUACAGUGAAUAUUACCAGAAAUUCUGGAACAGAGGGCUUAACUCCGAAACAUGUUUGGACAUGUUUAAGAAUUAAUAACUUCAUAAAUCCUAAAGAACCAU